Condylostylus longicornis is the source of this 1373-nucleotide messenger RNA. It is a transcript of the gene SP555, whose product is annotated as SPRY domain-containing SOCS box protein 3. NCBI's taxonomy places the organism in Eukaryota, Metazoa, Arthropoda, Insecta, Diptera, Dolichopodidae. Bases 253 to 1101 code for a protein of 282 amino acids. Gene Ontology annotation, cellular component: SCF ubiquitin ligase complex. The record is from RefSeq and is a predicted model, not a curated record. Gene Ontology annotation, molecular function: protein binding. Gene Ontology annotation, biological process: proteasome-mediated ubiquitin-dependent protein catabolic process. The transcript is spliced from 6 exons.
AUUAUAUUAAGCACUUAGGGGUGCGACUAUAAUUUUUAGGAAAUAAAUUUUGUAAUGAAGUAGUGACGGAUUAUAUUGUUAAAAAAAUAUUAUACAGAUUUUUCAAAAACACAGAAAACUAGUAAUUUCUUUUGAAAAAAGAAUCGCAUAUAUAGGAAGUGUAAAGCAGUAAUAACACACAAUUUAAAAAAAAUAAUUUGACAUCCAUAAUUUGUAAUGUCAUAUAGAAAUAAAAUAUUACUUUAACAAAACAUGAGUAGCCAAAAAUUUGCACCAAACUACCAACAUCAGUUUGUCGAAACGAUAACGCAUGAUGUUAAUAGUGCAAUUCAGGAUGCUGAGAAAAAAACAAAAAAGUGUGCUAAAAUGAAUAUACAACGUAAUCCUCCAUUGCAAUAUGGUGUAGAAGAUAAUUGGACAUGGAGUACUCGGCAUCGAUCAAUCGAAACGCUUUUAUGUGGUAAUCAAAAUCGAAGAGUACAUUUCCAUUCAAAUUGGAGUAGGGGUACAGCUGCUAUAAGAGGUAAUAGAAUUUUAAAUAAUGGUCGUUAUUAUUGGGAAUUACAAGUUGGUGACAGAGUUUAUGGAACUAGUAUAAUGUUUGGUAUCGGAACAGAAAAUGCACGCUUGCAUAAUAGAACAUUUACAAAUAUGCUCGGAGAAGAUGCUAAUGGAUGGGGGUUAUCACAUAAAGGUGUUUUAUGGAAUAAUGGAAUAGCUCUUAUGUAUACAAAACCAUUUCGAGAAAACUGUCCUACAGUAAUAGGGUUGCUGUUUGAUGGUAUAAAUGGAACACUAACUUACUAUAAAGAUGGAGAAUGUUUAGGUGUUGCAUUUCGAGGGCUAGACAAGGUUAAACAUCCAUUAUAUCCAAUUGUUAGUUCAACUGCAGCAAAAACUGAAAUGACAUUAAUAAAUACAAGAAGAGAUUUUGUAAAUUUACAGGAUCGAUGUAGAGCAGAGAUUAUUAAACAUAUUAAAAGUCCAGCUGAUUUAAAAUAUUUAACAUUACCUAGUAUAAUAACAAAUUAUUUGGCUGAAGCUUUCAAUGGUAUAAAACCAUUACGACCUGUCGACAAUUAUGAUGUAUUGGAUUUUUGAAUAAAUUUUUGAAAAUAUAACUUUUAUAUUUUAAUUACGAAUUUUCGAUUUUUAAUAUUUAUAAUUAUUAAAUAUUAUAUAUGUGUUGCUUUAAUAAUAAAAAAUUUGUAAUAAAAUAGCUUAAAAUUUAAGAAAAUAUGGAAUCUUAGCGUCUUAAAAUGUUCGAUACUGUUGGUAUUUAAAUAAUCUAAAGCUUAAAUGACAAACCAAAAAAAAAAAUUUAGAACUUUUUCAUCAAUAUUCAAAUACAAUAUUUGAUUAAAAAUAGCACA